GUCAGAACAAUGACUGGAAGGCAGGGAAAUUUUAGUCCACCUGAGCAAAGACGGGGCAAAGCAACGGGAACCAGCCAAAGUGCUGGCGUGCAUUAAGUUUUACUCUGAGAAGAGUGUUAUGAUUUUUAAAACUCAAGAAUACCAGAAGCUGGACUUUCCAUUGUUCCUUCUGUCUGAUCAAGUGAAGAAGUUUUAAUGGACAGAAGAAGGAAGACACUAAAAACAAUCUUGAGCUGCAUCCUGGGAGCAGUGGCAGCCUUGUUCUUUUAUCUAAAUGCUGUAAAUAGUAACAGACUGGUAAGAAGAUGGAACCUGCCGAUUCACAGGAAAUCUCCAUCAACAACAACAACGGGAACAACAGCAGCAGAACCGCAGUGGGAGGAUCCUGGGCCGUAUCAUGUGGCUUACCCACGAAAUUACACAUUCGUCAUGGACGACACGCCUACAUGCAAGACCACGACCCCAUUUCUGAUCCUUAUGGUUCCUGUUGCACCGAGCAACGUGGAGAGUAGGAACGCCAUCCGGGAGACAUGGGGAAGUGAAAAGCUGGUUCUAGGUCAGCUGGUUGAGACUGUCUUCAUACUGGGCCUCCCCAGAGGAGACAAUGCUGAGCAGCAGCAGGAGAGACUUAAAGAGGAGAACCAGCAGCAUCAUGACCUGAUUCAGAGUAACUUCCAGGACAGCUACCGCAAUCUGACCAUCAAGACUAUGGUCAUGUUGGAGUGGCUGGCGAAGAACUGUGACAAGUCUUCCUUUGUCAUAAAGAUUGACUCAGAUGUGUUUCUUAAUGUGAAAAAUUUGGUCAAACUGUUACUGGAUCCUGGCACGUCAAAGGAAAAUUACAUGACAGGCUUGGUGUGGUGGCACAGCCCGGUUUUAAGAAACCCAUCCAUGAAGUUUUACAUGCCGACAGAUGUGAUCCCCGAGCCAGAGUAUCCCCCGUAUCCUCUGGGCAUGGCCUACGUCAUGUCUCUGGAUCUCCCUGCAAAGAUCUUGAGAAUUUCACCUCAGAUCAAACCUAUCUAUAUUGAAGACGCCUACCUGGGCAUGUGUCUGAAACGCCUCGGCAUCUCUCCCACGGACCCCCCUACGCAAAAAACGUUCCUCGUUGAUCCCAAGCAUCCUCUGAGCCGCUGCGAUCUUUCAGAAGCGAUUGCUACGAUGACAAAAAUGCUCUCGCAGAUGAAGUGGUACUGGGAGAGAAGUAGGAAGGAACAACCGUGCUCAAUUGCGCAGGUUAACCAAGAGUGAAUUUAAGGCUGUUGGUGGUGGUGGGAGGAACAGAGCAGGUAUUUAUUGUGAAAGAUUCUUGGGUAGAAGAUUUUUCCUGUUAUCAGAUCAGAUCACCAACAACCACUUUACAACCCUGCUAAGAAUAACUUUAUUGUGUCUCUUUAUGUGACACAAUAAAACUGAAAUGUCAUUGGAUGAUGUUGCGCAAGAUUUGAACAAUUUUAUCAUGAGUUGAAGAAUCCUGUUGAUUUAUUAUUUAUUAAUUUUUUGUUUGAAAAUAUUUGCAAUCUGGAAUGACACUUUUAAAAUGAUUAAUAAAAAAGACUCACAUGACUGUU
Mugil cephalus (flathead mullet) is the source of this 1571-nucleotide messenger RNA. RefSeq names its product beta-1,3-galactosyltransferase 2-like. Lineage: Eukaryota; Metazoa; Chordata; Actinopteri; Mugiliformes; Mugilidae. Gene Ontology annotation, molecular function: N-acetyl-beta-D-glucosaminide beta-(1,3)-galactosyltransferase activity. Gene Ontology annotation, cellular component: membrane. The record is from RefSeq and is a predicted model, not a curated record. Bases 196 to 1251 code for a protein of 351 amino acids. The transcript is spliced from 3 exons.